Molecule: messenger RNA, 2544 nt
Organism: Sus scrofa (pig)
Lineage: Eukaryota; Metazoa; Chordata; Mammalia; Artiodactyla; Suidae
Gene: MID1IP1
Product: MID1 interacting protein 1
Biological process (GO): regulation of lipid biosynthetic process
Cellular component (GO): cytosol
Source: RefSeq, a predicted model, not a curated record
UGUGGGUCCCUCUUCCCCGACGGCUAUUAAUAAACCGGAUCCGUAGUUUCCGGGCCACCGCCAGUAUAGAUGCAGGGUUGGGGGCCUCAUUUAGGCUCCUGAAAUUUGUUAAUCCCACCCGGGGAGCGUGAAGAAGGCCCAUCCGACCCCCCGCACUCCAGCGGCGCCGUCUUUAACCUCGCAGUGCCUCCCCCCCCACCUCCGCCCCAAGCUGGCCGGCUCUGCGCUCGGCGCUGGCUGGGUGCGGCAGCUCCAUCCCUCCUCCGCUCUGCCCUGCUCUGCCCUGCCCUGCCCUGCCUCAGCGCCCUCCCUCCACCCGGGUAUCAGGCGAGAGGCGGAGCUGGCCCGGCGCGCCCCGCCCCCGCUGUAGAAAGGGCCCGGAGAGUGUUACUCGCGGUCAUCCCCAGCUCGGGCCUUUUAUCUCGACGCAGCCGGGGAGGCGGGAGGAGGAGACACGGGGGGUGGCCCUGAGCGCCGGUGACACCUUUCCUGGGGCUCUAUAAAUUGAGCACCUGGGAUGGGUAGGGGGCCGACGCCACCACCACCGCCCGCAGUCACAGUCCGGCCACUGACCGCAACAGCACCCGCAGGCAGCAGCCGCCAGAAGCGGGAACACUGAGCUACCCAGCAGCAGAGGCGCUCGAGGACCCCUAGGAGCCAGGCCAGGGCUCGACCCACGGACCACGCGCCGAUAUCGCGAGCUUCCGGACGCCAAAGCCAGGAGAAGUCGCGCAUCCCGCAGGGUCGGGCUGCGAGCGAGACGAGAGUUGGAGAGGGCGGAGGAGGAGCCCGGAAUCCCGCCGCACCCUCUGUAGCCAUAGUCAGGCCUCCCGGCGCGGGCCUCAGAGCGCGUGAAGGCGGGCAGCCCCUCGCCCCGGCCGGCCAUCCGGUGCCCAUACGUCCCAGUGCUUCGGCGCCCGCCCGGCCACCAUGAUGCAAAUUUGCGACACCUACAACCAGAAGCACUCUCUCUUUAACGCCAUGAAUCGCUUCAUCGGCGCCGUGAACAACAUGGACCAGACGGUGAUGGUGCCCAGCCUGCUGCGCGACGUGCCCCUGGCCGAGCCCGGGCUGGACAACGACGUCGGCGUGGAGGUAGGCGGCAGUGGCGGCUGCCUGGAGGAGCGCACGCCCCCGGCCCCCGGCCCGGGCAGCGCCAACGGCAGCUUUUUCGCGCCCUCCCGGGACAUGUAUAGCCACUACGUGCUGCUCAAGUCCAUCCGCCACGACAUCGAGUGGGGAGUCCUGCACCAGCCGCAGCCAACGGGGAGCGAGGAGGGGAGCGCCUGGAAGUCCAAGGACAUCCUGGUGGAUCUGAGCCACCUGGAGGGCGCGGACGCCGGCGAGGAGGACCUAGAACAGCAGUUCCACUACCACCUGCGCGGGCUGCACACCGUGCUCUCCAAACUCACGCGCAAGGCCAACAUCCUCACCAACAGAUACAAGCAGGAAAUCGGCUUCAGCAAUUGGGGGCACUGAGGCGGGUCGCCCGCGGCUGCCCAGCACCCUUCCCCCCGCCCCCCCAUUUCUCACCCUCUCCCUUUCAAGUCUAUUUUCUUUCUGGCUGUAGGGCGCGCUGGGCGGACUGCAAAGUUGGGGGGCUGCGUACGUGCAGAGGACGCGGCGGAGCUAGAGGGAGGAAGGGGCUUCUUUUGGGAGAGGAAAGUGAUGGCAAAACGUGGCGGGGGGCGGGUGUGCCCAAUGACUUCCUUCUCCCGCAGAGAGGUGGUGGUGAGGGGGCUGUGUUCUACUCUGUUGGGAAUGGGACUGAGUUGACGCCCUGCCUUCAGUCUGUGCCUUUCCUGGAGUUUCUAUUCUGUUCUUUCCGGAGGAGAAGGGCCGAGAAAAGGGCCAUUCCAGGGCGCGGCGCUGGGUUGCUACACUUGGGAGCGCCGCCCGGAGCUGGGCGCUGGGGAAGGCGGGGCGGGCGCGCAGCCUCCCGCCGCCCUGCCGUUGGGCUGGUGGAGGCCGCAGCGUUGCUAGGAUUGCAUCAGUUUUCCUGUUUGCACUUUUUUUUUUUUUUUUUUUUUUUUGGUAACAGUGGCCCUGUCUUAAGUAUUUCGAAUCUCCUCCUUGCUCUGAAACUUCGGCGAUUCCAUUGUGAUAUGCGCACAAACAGCACUGUCUGUCGGUAACCGGUACUACUUUAUUAAUGAUUUUCUGUUACACUGUAUAGUUGUCCUGUGGCACCCCUACUCCAUCCCUUCCACGCUACCCCCACCCCGGUGUGUGUAAGCUGGCCCUGGGCCAGCUUGUACGAAGCUUGCCACCCAGCCAGUGAAAAUAAUAACAUUAUUAUGAGAAAGUGGACUUAUCAGAAAUGGAACCAGCUGACAUUCUAUCCGUGUUGUAUAUGGAAUGAUGAAGGGUUCCAGUUGUUAUAUGUCUUAAAUUUAUUUAAAACUUUUUUAAUCCAGAUGUAGACUAUAUUCUAAAAAAUAAAAAAAGAGCAAAUGUGUUAACGAAACUCGACAAGUUUAUUGCUUUCUCAUCUGCCAGUGGAUGGAUGGCUUAGUAGUUAAAUAAAAAUAAUUUUUUUUUUAA